Molecule: messenger RNA, 1509 nt
Organism: Knipowitschia caucasica
Lineage: Eukaryota; Metazoa; Chordata; Actinopteri; Gobiiformes; Gobiidae
Source: the annotation of a GenBank genome assembly
AUGCCUCCCUCAUGCUGUGGGCCCCAGUCCCAGUACACACACCACCACCUCGCCACUUUCCUUCUCACCUUUUUCAGUUAUGUGCUGCUCCACUCAUCCAGGAAGACCUUCAGCAACGUGAAAGUCAGCAUCUCGUCUCAGUGGACUCCUACGCUUCAAAAUGGCAGCGCUUCUGCCUUCUCUCCUGCACAGACCUGGGAGGACAACCACCUGUUUGCGGAUGAGCAGCAAGCCACUCUGUUUCUUGGAGCUUUGGACUCCAUCUUUCUCUUUUCCUACGCUGUGGGCCUGUACCUCAGCGGUGUGAUUGGGGACAGAUUGAAUCUGCGUUACGUGUUGUGCGUCGGCCUCUGUGGCUCAGCUGUGGUGGAGUUUGUGUUCGGCACGGUGACCGAAUGGUUGAAGAUUUACAACGUGUACCUGUACUGCGGCCUGUGGGUGCUCAACGGGCUGCUGCAGUCCGCCGUGUGGCCCUGCGUGGUGGCCGUCAUGGGAAACUGGUUUGGCAAGAGCGGGCGUGGCUUCAUCUUUGGUCUUUGGAGUGCGUGCGCCUCUGUCGGGAACAUCCUGGGGGCAUUCCUGGCCUCGAGUGUUUUGAAAUACGGCUACGAGUAUGCCUUCCUGGUCACCUCAGUGGUGCAGUUUGCAGGCGGCAUCGUGGUCUUCUUUGGCCUCCUCACAUCGCCAAAGGAAAUUGGUCUGAGUGUGGAGUCAGAGACAGGGCUGGGCCCCGUGGAGACUGACUCUGACAGCCACCAGCCCCUGAUGAGCGACGAGGAGGACGAGGUGGAGGUGGAGGUGUACGCCCAGCCUGAGCACACGGUCCAGCAGCCUGACGAAGCCCCGCCGCAGGAGCCUCGACCAAUAAGCUUCUGCCAGGCCUUCUGUCUCCCAGGGGUGCUGCCUUAUUCCUUGGCUUAUGCCUGUUUGAAGCUCGUCAACUACUCCUUCUUCUUUUGGCUCCCGUUUUACUUGAGUAACAACUUCGGCUGGAAAGAAGCCGAGGCUGACCGUCUGUCUGUGUGGUACGACGUGGGAGGAAUCAUCGGUGGGACAAUCCAGGGUCUGAUAUCUGAUCUGAUGGGGAAGCGGUCACCAGUGCUGGCCUUGAGUCUGCUGUUCGCAAUGGGAGCACUCGUGGGAUACAGCCACUCUCCCAAUGACCAGCUCAUAAAUGCAGUGUUACUGGCCAUUACCGGCUUCUUCACCGGAGGUCCUUCAAACAUGAUCAGCUCUGCCAUCUCUGCUGACCUGGGCCGGCAGGACGCUCUGCGGGGCAGUCAGGAGGCUCUGGCCACAGUCACGGGUAUCGUGGACGGGACGGGGAGCAUCGGAGCCGCUGUGGGACAGUAUUUGGUGUCACUGAUCGAAAGCAACUUUGGCUGGAUGUGUGUAUUCUACUUUUUUAUUCUUAUGACAGGGGGCAGCAUCAUGUUCAUUUCUCCCCUGAUCUUCAGAGAGGUGAGGGCCAUGUGGAGGGAGAGGAGAGCCUCCCAGCGACAACUGUGA